Messenger RNA from Fusarium keratoplasticum, 1818 nucleotides. RefSeq names its product Coronin. The coding region runs from base 1 to 1818 and encodes 605 amino acids. NCBI's taxonomy places the organism in Eukaryota, Fungi, Ascomycota, Sordariomycetes, Hypocreales, Nectriaceae. Gene Ontology annotation, molecular function: actin filament binding. Gene Ontology annotation, biological process: actin filament organization. The record is from RefSeq and is a predicted model, not a curated record. The transcript has 8 exons.
AUGGCUGGCCGUUUUGUGCGGGCUUCCAAGUACCGACACGUCUUUGGCAAGUCGACGAGAAAGGAAUUCUGCUACGACAACAUCCACAUCAGCCGCAAUGCUUGGGACACAAACUUGGUCAAGGUCAACCCCGAGUAUCUCUCAGUCAAUUGGGAUGCAUCUGGCGGCGGCGCAUUCGCCGUCGUCCCCCUGAGCGAGCGAGGAAAGGUGCCCGACCAGAUCCCGCUGUUUCGCGGACAUACCGCUUCUGUUCUCGACACGGAUUGGAACCCUUUCAACGACAACAUCAUCGCCUCUGCGUCGGAAGAUGGCAAGGUCUUUAUCUGGGAGGUCCCUCAGGGCUUUACUCUUCACACUGACGCCGAGGAUAUCGUCGACGUUGCGCCCGUGAGCAAGCUGGCUGGUCACUCGAGAAAGGUCGGACAGGUCCUCUUCAACCCCUCGGCCGAGAACAUCCUGGCGUCGGCGUCGGGCGACUUCACCGUCAAGAUCUGGGACGUGGGCACGGGCCAGUCUCCCCUGGUGCUCCGGCACAACGACAUCGUCCAGAGCCUGUCAUGGAACGCCAGCGGCAGCAUGCUCGUCACCACCUCGCGCGAUAAGAAGAUCCGGGUGUGGGAUGUCCGACAGGAGAAGCCCGUCCACGAGGCCCCCGGCCACGGUGGCGCAAAGAACAGUCGCGCUGUCUGGAUGGGCGAGCACAACCGCUUCGCCACCACCGGCUUCUCGAGGAUGAGCGAACGUCAAAUAGCCCUGUGGGAGCCGGGCAGGACUGAGCCCAUCGGCGGCUUCACCAUGCUGGACUCCAUCUCUGGUGUCUGCAUGCCUUUCUGGGAUGAUGGUUCAAACUGCCUGUACCUUGCUGGCAAGGGUGACGGCAACAUUCGAUACUUUGAGUAUGAGAACGACAAGUUCGAGUUCCUCAGCGAGUACAAGUCUGGCGACCCUCAGCGCGGCAUUGCCUUUAUGCCCCGACGAGGCAUCAACGUGCACGACAACGAGGUCAUGAGAGCUUACAAGACGGUCAACGACUCUUACAUUGAGCCCAUCUCCUUCACUGUGCCUCGACGCGCCGAGACCUUCCAAGCCGACAUCUUCCCUCCUGCCACUGGCAUCCAUCCUGCUGCCAGCGCCAAGGAGUGGUUCGACGGCAAGACCGGCAUCCCUAACAAGAUUGACCUCGAGAGCAUCUAUGAGGGUGGUGCCCCCAAGGAGAUUGCCUCCGACUACAAGCCCCCUGCUGCCGCUCCCGCUCCCGUGGCUGAGAAGCCCGCACCCAAGAAGGAGGAGCCUAAGAAGGAGGAGCCCAAGCCUGCUCCCGUUGUCCGAUCUCCUCCCCCUACCAUGAACGAGCAGAAGGGGUCCAUCUCCGCCAUGGCCUCCAAGUACCAAGACAACGAGGAGGAAGAGGACGACGAGGACGAGACCUCGAGCUUCGAGGAAGUCUCGCGCCCUGCUCAACGUCAUGCCGCCCCCGUGGCCAAGUUCGUCCCUCCCGCUCAGGCUCCCGCUACCACCACUCCCGCUGCCGCCGCGAAGCCAGCCUCCCCGAUCAAGUCCCCCGUCUCCUCGGCCCCGGCCUCCCGCACCGCGUCAUCCUCUGCUGCUCCUGCACCCAGCAGCGGCGGCGACAGCUCGCUCGCCGAGAUCAAGUCGCUCCUCGAGGGCCAGACCAAGCUCAUCAGCGCCCAGAGCCAGCAGAUCGGUCUCCUAGCCGCCGAGGUCGAGGCGCUCAAGCGCAAGGUCAGCUCGGGCUCUCAGGACCAGAGUGAGCGCAUCCGCCAGCUUGAGCUCGAGCUCGAGGAGGCCAGGUCCUGA